CUUACCUUCUUGGAGUAGAGAUGGUGAUAUCUCUACACUCUUUGCCUCCAUUGAUUUCAACCCACUUUUCCAAACCCAUCAAAAACUAUAAUUUCACCCCCAUUCCCUACUUCAAAUCCCCCAAAAUCCCUAAUCUCACAGUCCUCAAUCUCUUCCAAACUUCAAAACCCCGCCUUUUAAUCCAUCCCCAUUCCACAUUUCCCGCUAAAAUUCCAAACUUUUUGGUGUUCAAGAUAGAAAAUGCGACAACUUUAGGUCCAAGGAACCAAUUUCAAGUACUUAAGAGUUAUGGGGUUAAAGAAUCUGAGGACACCGAAAAAGUGGCAGACUCUAGUGGCGGUGGCGGCGGAGGUGGAGAUGGAGAUGGAGACGAUGGAGAGGUAGAGAAGAAAAGUGGGCCAUUGCCAGAAUGGUUGAAUGUCACUCCCGAUGAUGCAAAAACGGUUAUUGCUGCUGUGGCAAUAUCGCUUGCUUUCCGAGCAUUCGUGGCUGAGCCGAGGUACAUUCCUUCGCUGUCGAUGUAUCCUACCUUUGAUGUUGGGGAUCGAAUUGUUGCUGAGAAGGUUUCGUACCACUUUAGGAAGCCAUGUGCUAACGAUAUUGUCAUAUUCAAAAGCCCGCCAGUUCUUCAGGAAGUAGGAUACACCGAUGAAGAUGUCUUCAUCAAACGAAUAGUAGCUAAGGAGGGUGAUACUGUGGAGGUUCAUAACGGAAAGCUAAUUGUUAAUGGGGUUGCACGAAAUGAAGAGUUCAUCUACGAAGACCCUUCUUAUGAAAUGACACCAAUUCAAGUACCUGAAAAUUCCGUCUUUGUGAUGGGUGACAAUCGUAAUAAUAGCUAUGAUUCUCACGUUUGGGGUCCCCUCCCAGCCAAGAAUAUCAUAGGAAGAUCAAUAUUUCGGUAUUGGCCCCCAAAAAGGAUAGGUGGCACAGUACUUGAGCGUGGCUGUGCUAUUGACAAGCAGGAGAGUGUCAAAGUAUCUGAAUAGUGAUGUAUUCAGCCUUUACUGAUUUUAUGAUUUUUAUUUCAUAUAUAUGAACCAAAACUUGUAUCAAUUAUCUUAGAAAUCAUUCAUGGA
Messenger RNA from Hibiscus syriacus, 1079 nucleotides. Its product is annotated as chloroplast processing peptidase-like. Lineage: Eukaryota; Viridiplantae; Streptophyta; Magnoliopsida; Malvales; Malvaceae. The coding region runs from base 21 to 989 and encodes 322 amino acids. Gene Ontology annotation, cellular component: chloroplast thylakoid membrane. The transcript has 5 exons. The record is from RefSeq and is a predicted model, not a curated record. Gene Ontology annotation, biological process: thylakoid membrane organization. Gene Ontology annotation, molecular function: serine-type endopeptidase activity.